Molecule: messenger RNA, 1594 nt
Organism: Lethenteron reissneri (Far Eastern brook lamprey)
Lineage: Eukaryota; Metazoa; Chordata; Hyperoartia; Petromyzontiformes; Petromyzontidae
Gene: POLR3GL
Product: RNA polymerase III subunit GL
Biological process (GO): transcription by RNA polymerase III
Cellular component (GO): RNA polymerase III complex
Source: RefSeq, a predicted model, not a curated record
UGUUCGCGUCCGGGUGAAAGGGGAAAGGCGGCAGCGGUGGCGGCUCCACAUCGACUGCUGCGGCAGGGGCAGAUGUAAGAGGUGAGAAGCCCGGCGAAGAGUGGCUCGCGUCGGGUGAUUUGCCACAUCACUCACGAUGGCGGGGCGGGGAAGAGGACGUGGCCAGAUGACCUUCAACAUCGAGGCCAUUGGAUUCGCCAAAGGAGAAGCACUGCCUCCACCCACGCUGCAGCCACCGCCGCUCUUCCCGCCUCUGGAGUACCGUCCGCUGCCGCUGCUCGCGGGGGAGGAGACCGACUACUUGCUCGCACUCAAACAGGAGCUGCGCGGCGCCAUGAAGAACCUGCCCUACUUCAUCAAGCCCGCCGAGCGCAAGAAAGAUAUUGAGCGGUAUUCUGACAAGUACCAGAGUAAAGGACCUGCAGAUAACGCCAUAGACUGGGCCCCAGACUGGAGACUGUUGCCCAGAGAGUUGAGGAUACAAGUCCGGAAGGCGACCAAAGUCAAAAAAGCUGUGGUUAAGACACAGUUGCCAAAACCCGAGAAGUCCAAGAAAGCAUCAGAAACAGAAAAUCUUGAAAUGCUAAAGAAUCUGGAGACCUUGGAGCAGAAGGAGCAGCAGGCUCCGUCAGACGAGGACGGGGCUGAGGAAGAAGAGAAGGAAGAAGGGGAGGAGGCUGAAGAGGAGGUCCUCGACGAAGAAGAGUUUGAAGAGGAAACGGAUUACGUGAUGUCGUACUUUGAAAAUGGCGAGGAUUUCGGCGGUGACAGUGAUGAUCACAUGGACGAGGCGGUGUACUAGCUUGUCGCGAUAGAUGGAUUUCCACUGCAGCACUCUUCAACGCCACGGGUUACAGCUCACUCGUAACACUGAAGCACCGAGUGAUCCACGCAGAGAUGCAGAGACUAGACCACGAAGGACUCGAUUCACUUGUUGCUUAUUGUUUCUUUUCAUCCUCUUGAUGAAAACGGGCUGCCACGGUGGUGGGAUGUUAACUGCCUCGCCUGGUAUACAGGAGGUCGUGGGUUCGAUCCCGACCCUGAUGCCUGUGUAUGUGGAGUUUGCGUGUUCUCCCCGUGGUCGUGUGGAUUUUUCUCCGGGUCCUCCGGUUCUCCCCUGCACAUUUAUAAACACUCGUUUAGAGUAUUUGGUUGCUAUAAAUCUCGACGUGAUGAUAAGCCACUUCGUUGAGCUUUCAUUUGUGGCCAGGUCGCUAAUAGUCUAAAAUUAACAAUUGGGUAAAACUCAUUGGCCUUUUUUGAUCAAGUUGUGAAUUUGGCCCUGAGUGUGCACUGGCCCACUGAGAUUCAAAACACAGUUAAGAGCAGCAUCGAUUUUUAGAACAAUACACUGCAGCGCAGUCCAUCUGAACACACAUGGAUGCAAGUAACACUGUACAAUAUAGCACAACAGUCCACUGUGGAACAACGCUAAAUCGUGAACCACUACGAUGUAGCUGAACAGGACACGGAAGUGUACACGUGUAACCUUAAUCAUGCAUCUCCCACCGUGCUGUUUAUCACAAUUUCACUUGGGUUUAUUUUAAAACCUGGAAAUAUUUUUCAAUUUUGUUUAAUAAACGUGUAUGUUUAA